Molecule: messenger RNA, 2368 nt
Organism: Suricata suricatta (meerkat)
Lineage: Eukaryota; Metazoa; Chordata; Mammalia; Carnivora; Herpestidae
Gene: MMP9
Product: matrix metallopeptidase 9
Exons: 13
Coding region: 66-2171 (701 amino acids)
Biological process (GO): extracellular matrix organization; collagen catabolic process; proteolysis
Cellular component (GO): extracellular matrix
Molecular function (GO): zinc ion binding; metalloendopeptidase activity
Source: RefSeq, a predicted model, not a curated record
CAGUUCCUAGCGCCUGCUUAAAGCCCCCACAAGGACAGCUGCGGCUAGACACCGCCACCUUCACCAUGAGCCCCAGGCAGCCCCUGGCCCUGGUGCUCCUGGUGCUGGGCUGCUGCGCCGCCGCUCCCAGACCACACAAGCCCACCCUUGUGGUCUUCCCAGGAGACCUGAAAACGAAUCUCACGGACAGGCAGCUGGCAGAGGAAUAUCUGUUUCGCUAUGGCUAUACUCAUGUGGCCGAGCUGAGUGACAACGAGGAGUCCCUGAGUCGGGCGCUGCGGCUUCUCCAGAGGCGCCUGGCUCUGCCUGAGACCGGCGAGCUGGACAGAACCACCCUGGAGGCCAUACGGGCCCCGCGCUGCGGUGUCCCAGACCUGGGCAAAUUCCAGACCUUUGAGGGCGACCUCAAGUGGAAGCACUACAACAUCACGUACUGGAUCCAAAACUACUCGGAAGACUUGCCGCGCGACGUGAUCGACGACGCCUUUGCCCGCGCCUUCGCGCUCUGGAGCGCAGUGACGCCACUCACCUUCACGCGCGUGUACGGGCUCCAGGCAGACAUCGUCAUCCAGUUUGGUGUUAGGGAGCACGGAGAUGGGUAUCCCUUCGAUGGGAAGGACGGGCUCCUGGCACACGCUUUUCCUCCCGGCCCGGGCAUUCAGGGAGACUCCCACUUCGACGAUGAGGAAUUGUGGACUCUGGGCAAGGGCGUAGUGGUUCCGACCUACUUCGGAAACGCAGACGGCGCCCCCUGCCACUUCCCUUUCACCUUCGAGGGCCGCUCCUACUCCACCUGCACCACGGACGGCCGCUCGGACGAGCUGCCCUGGUGUGGCACCACCGCGGAUUUCGACACCGACGGCCGGUUCGGCUUCUGCCCUAGCGAGAGACUCUACACCGAGGACGGCAAUGGAGAAGGCAAGCCCUGCGUGUUUCCGUUCAUCUUUGACGGCCGCUCCUACUCCUCCUGCACCACGGAGGGUCGCUCGGAUGGCUACCGCUGGUGCGCCACCACGGCCAACUAUGACAAGGACCAGCUCUAUGGGUUCUGCCCAACCCGAGUUGACUUGAUGGUGACCGGUGGCAACUCUGCGGGGGAGGCCUGUGUCUUCCCCUUUAUUUUCCUGGGCCAGGAGUACACGACAUGCACCAGCGAGGGCCGCGCAGACAGGCACCUCUGGUGCGCCACCACCUCGAACUUUGACAGAGACAAGAAGUGGGGCUUCUGCUCCGACCGAGGAUACAGCCUGUUCCUUGUGGCAGCCCAUGAGUUCGGCCACGCCCUGGGUUUGGAUCACUCGUCGGUGCCAGAAGCACUCAUGUACCCCAUGUACAGCUUCACGGAAGGGCCCCCCCUGCAUGAGGACGAUGUGAAGGGCAUCCAGUACCUGUAUGGUCCUCGCCCUGAACCUGAACCACGACCUCCAACCACCGCCACACCUAAAUCCCAGCCCACGGUCUGCACUACUGGGCCUCCCCCCCGCCCCCCCACCGCUGGCCCCACAGGCCCCCCUUCAGCUGGCCCCACGGGUCUCCCCACUGCUGGCCCUUCUGAGGCCCCUACAGUGUCUUUGGAUCCAGCAGACGAUGUAUGCAAAGUGAAAAUUUUCGACGCCAUUGCGGAGAUUGGGAAUCUUCUGCAUCUCUUCAAGGAUGGCAAGUACUGGCAGUUCUCUGAGAACCAAGGGCGCAGGGUGCAGGGCCCCUUCCUUAUCACCAGCAAGUGGCCUGCAUUGCCCCGCAAGCUGGACUCCGCCUUUGAGGAUCCGCUCACCAAGAAGAUUUUCUUCUUCGCUGGGCGCCAGGUGUGGGUGUACACAGGCGCGUCGGUGCUCGGCCCGCGGCGUCUGGACAAGCUGGGCCUGGGCCCGGAGGUGACCCAGAUCACUGGGGCCCUCCCGCGCAGCGGCGGUAAGGUGCUGCUCUUCAGCCGGCAGCGCUUCUGGAGGUUCGACGUGAAGACACAGACCGUGGAUUCCAUGAGCGACAGCCAGGUGGAGCAGAUGUUCGGUGGCGUGCCCUUGAACACACACGAUGUCUUUCAGUACCAAGGGAACGCCUACUUCUGCCAGGACCGUUUCUACUGGCGAGUGCGGUCUCAGAACGAGGCGAACCAGGUGGACCAAGUGGGCUACGUGACCUUUGACCUCCUGAAGUGCCCCGAGAAUUAGGGCUUCCCAUCCUGCUUCAGCACUGCUGAGCGGGUCCCCCACGGACCAUCCCAAUAGGGAAGGAGCCAGUUUGCCGGAUACAAACUGGUGGGUCUGUUCUGGAAGACAAGGAGGAGUCGAGGUGGGCUGGGCCCCUCUCUUCCCACCUUCCUCUUUUGUUGGAAUAUUUUUAAUAAACUUGAAUUCUUUAACUUUGA